This is a messenger RNA of Apis mellifera (honey bee), 3811 nucleotides long. RefSeq names its product Na(+)/H(+) exchange regulatory cofactor NHE-RF1. The transcript has 2 exons. NCBI's taxonomy places the organism in Eukaryota, Metazoa, Arthropoda, Insecta, Hymenoptera, Apidae. The coding region runs from base 346 to 1128 and encodes 260 amino acids. Gene Ontology annotation, molecular function: protein binding; protein-membrane adaptor activity. The record is from RefSeq and is a predicted model, not a curated record. Gene Ontology annotation, biological process: protein localization to plasma membrane. Gene Ontology annotation, cellular component: apical plasma membrane.
CGAUUCACGACGAUGCAUACCGCCAGUCGGUUCGAAUAAUCGCCUCGUGGCAGGUGAAGACGAAAAUCGGCGAGGCCGAGCCUGCCAGCUAUCCAAUCACCUAGUCAACUAGUCGCCGUAUGAGGUACGGAACGAACCACGAAACCGCACCUCAAUUUUCCACAAGAAAUUUUGUUACCUGUUGCGGUGCGAUACGGUAUACAAAAUUUCGCGUAGUACGCUAUCCGUGUAACGUGUUACUUUUCUGUUUUCUUUUGUUGUCAACUUAGUCGUUGAUUGGUCUCGAUUUGUUUCGAUUGUUUUUUUUAUUUCGUUCAGUGCACUACAUAACUACAAGGGUGAGAUAUGUCUUCUUUGAAGGGUGAUAAAAUUCCGUGUGCCCGACUUUGCCAUAUCGUCAAGUGGGAUGAUUUUGACGGCUAUGGAUUUAACCUACACGCGGAAAAAGGAAAAAAUGGUCAAUUUAUUGGUAAGGUGGACGACGGUUCUCCCAGUCAGGCCGCUGGUUUACGACAAGGUGAUCGAAUCAUCGAGGUUAAUGAAAUCAACAUCGCAAACGAGACUCAUAAGCAGGUUGUUGAACGCAUAAAGGCUUUUCCUAAUGAGACGAAGCUUCUGGUGGUCGACCAAGAAGCCGACGAAUAUUUCAGGGCCAACAACAUCGUUAUCAAGGGCACUAUGGCGAACGUCAAGGUGAUCAAGACCCCAGAGAAGAAUCCGAAUAGUAGCGAACAAGAAGAGCUUAACGGCAGCAAUGCCUCCACUGAUGAGACCGCACAAAAAUCAAGCGGAUCGAACGAUACGUUGCACAGCGAGAGCAGCACGGUGUCGGCAAGUGCAACGAGAACAUCGACCAGAAGCGAGAACGAUAACGAAAACGAGAGCGAACGCGAAGAAACUGGCCAAGAGAACGGGAACAGUAUUAAGAACGAUACGACAACGACGAUGGCGCACGUGCAUGGAACAGGGAACGGGAACGUUGCCGGUAACAACGAGUCACGGCAGGGUUUGAAUCUGAAGAUGAGUGCCAAAGAGCUUAGGGCCCAGCUAGCUCUCCGCAAGAAAUACGAUCCGAAGAAAGAAUCGAUCGGUUUCAAGGACAAAUUUGACAUCGUGCAAAAAUUAUAACGGCAAUUUCUCUCCCGCCUCGUUUGAUUAAAUUUGUCGGCUAUGCGCGGUGCUCCUUUUUAUCUCGCUAUUAAUAGACAGAAUCCUUACGUCUCGGUCGAUUUAUUCGGAUUGAACAUCGCGAACGUUUACGUACGACGCGCUGUAGCGCUGAACGUGCGUAAUUGGCAUGCGCACAAACCUUUCAGAUUUCAAACAACAAUUUUCGAAACUCUUCUAACCAAUAUAGAUUCGCGCACAUGUGAUCUCUUCAAAAUUUUGAUCAAUAUGAAUGUUUAACAAAUACUAGAAAAAGAGAGAGAGAGCAAAAAAAGAAAAAAUAGUACGAAUUAUUUCAAAGUGCGAACGUAUUGGAAUCGAUUGGAAAAAAGUUUCUUGUUCUAGUAGACUAUACAGUAAUCUUGUUAACUAUAGCGAAAAUUAUGCGCAUCAAGGACGAGCACGACGAUGCGAGAGAAAGUGUAGGACGUUGCGCGCGUCGCGUGACGUGUGCGUCAUCGAUAAUUUCUAUUAUAUUUCUUUUUUUAAAUUUAAUAUAUCGCGCUCGUUCUUUUAUUGUGCGUUGAAAGAAUUUAUAUCUUUUUCAAAGCUAUCUUGAAAUUAUCUUGCGACACGGAAAAGAAAGUUAAUGAUAAAUUAUGAUCGAUAUUUGAUGCAGAUUUGAUAAAGAUUCUGCCAAACAUUCGUGCAGGUUAUGUAACUUAAGGAAUGUAACAGCGGUGUAAAAAUACGGCGAAACAAUAGUGAGAAGAUUUGGGCGAAUUUCCUCGUCCUCCCAUUAGAGGUUGCGCAUAGCGUGUGCGACGAACCGAAAGUCGCAGGAUUUUGCAGGAAACUAUUCUCUAACAUUGCUAAAUAUUACGACAACUUGUUGUGUAACUUUCAAUUAUCGUCGUCGUGAUCCUUUUGCGUCGUGUUUCGUAUUUUACGUGAAUACUUAGAAACUAGAUGUUUUGUUUUUUUUUCGCACGAUAUGUACCGGUAUACAUUUCAUUUUUGCGAUAAUUUCUUCGCUCAUGAUAAAAUAUCGAUAAAUUUUUUUAUCAUGUAUUAUUCUGAUUAAAUAUUACAACGAAAGGGAAUAAUUUAUUAUUGAUUUUCUUUCUAUUCUUUUUUUGAGAGACUUUGUGCAAAUUCGAGAUCUAGUUAAUUUUGUCUAAAUAUAUCUUUUAGUAAUCGAAUAUCAAAAUAAUUGUGCAUUUAAUAUUCAAUCGAUAAAUUAAUUAACCAUCGUAAAUGGAUCUAAUGUGAAUAUCGAUAACAAAAUUCUCAAAGAAUAUUGUUUUAAAGUAUAAUUUUUUUAGAAUAACAAUAUUUUGUAUCAUGCGUCUAUCAUCAUCAUGUGAAAUAGAUAAAAUCAGACGCUUUUGUAAUUAUAUGAAUUCUUUAUUCAAAGCACGACAAACAUAGUUGUUCUCUUUUAUCCAUAAUUUUUGUUGAAGCUCUUAUCGUUUUGAAAAAAAUUUUAUAACGUGCAAAAAGAUAUAUUUUUUCAUGACGUAAGUCGAAAAUAGAUAAAUAGAAAAUUAUUCAGUUGAAUAAAUUUUCAAUUGCGUAAAUUGCAAAUAUAAUAAAAUAAUUUUGUUAUAGAAAGAAAUUAAGAAAAAAAAUCUGUAAGAAAAUUACAAUUAGAAAACUAAUUUUUGUGUAAAAUUUUAUUUAUUUAUCAUUUUUUAUUGUAUUUAAAUUCAAAUUCAAAUUCAAAUUCAAAUUUCUUGGUGUGCUUUUGCCUUCUAUCAAUAAUCAAUGUGAAAUGAAUUUAAAUUUUAAUUUGAUUUUGAAUUGCGACUAAUUAAUUGAUCGAUUGUAUUCUUGAUUAAAAACGUCGAAUCAUUUAAAACUAAUUCAUUUAUCUAUCGGUUAAUAUUUUGUAUCGAAUAUGUAUUGUAUAAAUUUUUAUAUAUUUUUCGUUUUAUCGCAAUAUCUUUGCGAAAUUCGAUGUAUACGCAUGUUCAUUUUUGUAAAUAUUAGAUUUCUGAAUAUCAAGAUCGGUGCAAUCCAUUAUUUUAUAUAAUAAUUUUUGUGGCGGCUGCUUUAUUGUAUAACGCAUUUAAAAAUUUUGUUCGAAUUUAAAAAUAAAAUUAAUGUAUCGGUAUCCAAUUUGAAAUCAUAGGCUAAAUUUCAUUUUGAACAAUCAAAAAUAUUUUAUUUAUUUAUUUUCUUUUUUUGAUAAUUAUUCAAUCAAUAGAUUCCAAAAAUAUAAAUUUUAGAUUUAGAAAAUCAUUGGAAAUGAAAUUCAAUUAAAUGAAUUUAAACUGAAUGUAGAAAAAUAUAUUUAUAAAAUAUGCCACAGUGUCAAAUUUGAAUCGAUGAUUCUUUAUACAUAAAAUUUGUAUUUUAGAAUUUUUACUCAUAAAAUGCUAUUAAAAAAAUAUAUUACAAAUUUGUAAUCAUUGAAAACAAAAUGAUAUUUUAUAACCAAAAUAUUAUAUUAUAAAACACUUUUUGAAGUGUUAAUUUCUCAUACGAUCCAACUUAUUGCACCGAUUUCUUGAAAUGUAUAUAAAGAGCUCUAAUUAAGAGUUAAAUACAUAUAUUGUUACAAAUUGCACAUGUUUAAUGUAUUUUGUAAGCAUAACUUUAAGAAUUAGCUUUGAUGACAAUACUUAAUUGUACGUUAUUCAUCAAAUUAUGUUUAUUUACAUACAUCUCUGUAUAAAUAGUAUUGUACGUAUGUAUAUUA